This is a messenger RNA of Bufo bufo (common toad), 1065 nucleotides long. RefSeq names its product zinc finger protein OZF-like. The coding region runs from base 38 to 1024 and encodes 328 amino acids. The transcript has a single exon. Lineage: Eukaryota; Metazoa; Chordata; Amphibia; Anura; Bufonidae. The record is from RefSeq and is a predicted model, not a curated record.
GGUUGACAAACCAAGAACUGGACAAAGACAGGAGAAAAUGUUUCCAUUUGGAAAACAUCUGAAAAUGAAUUCUAAUCUUUCUUUGCAUAAGAGAAUUCAUGGAGAUGAAAAGUCAUUUUCAUGUCUGCAAUGUGGAAAAUGCUUUCAGUAUAAAGCUUCUCUUGAGAGACAUCAAAGAACUCACUCGGCAGAGAAGCCAUUUUCAUGUGAUCAAUGUGGGAAGUAUUUUGGUCAGAAAUCAAAUCUUAUUGAACAUCUAAGAAUUCACACAGGAGAGAAGCCAUAUUCAUGUCUUGAAUGUGGGAAAUGUUUUAGCAAGAAAUCAGUUCUUGUAAAACAUCAGAAAACUCACAGCGGGGUGAAGCCAUUUUCAUGUCCUGAAUGUGGGACAUGUUUUAGUCAAAGAUCAAAUCUUGUGGAACAUAUAAGACUUCACACAGGAGCUAAGCCGUUUUCAUGUUCAGAUUGUGGGAAAUGCUUUAGUAAGAAAUCAAGCCUUACAGAACAUUUAAGAAGCCACACAGGGGAGAAGCCAUUUUCAUGUUCAGAAUGUGAAAAGUGUUUUAGCCAGAAAUCAAAUCUUAUAAAGCAUCUAAGGGUUCACACAGGAGAGAAGCCAUUUUCGUGCUCAGAAUGUGGGAGAUGUUUUAGACAAAAAUCGGCUCUUGAUAAACAUCAGGAAACUCACUCAGGGGCAGAACCGUUUCUAUGUCCUCAAUGUGGGGAGGAAUUUAGUCAGAAAUCAAGUCUUGUAGAACAUCUAAGAAGUCACAGAGAGGAGUUGCCGUUAUCAUGUUCAGAAUGUGGCAAACAUUUUAGCAGGUAUUCAAAUCUUAUGGUGCAUCUAAGAACUCACACAGGAGAGAAGCCAUUUUCAUGUUCAGAAUGUGAAAAAUGUUUCAGCCACAAAUCAAGUCUUAUAAAGCAUCUAAGAACACACACACAGACAGAAAGCCAAGUACAUGUACAGAAUGUGGGAAAUGUUUUACCUGCGAGUCAAGUUUUAUUUGAAAGCACAAGCUGAGAAGAAGCCAUUUUUAUGUUCAUUCUGUGGGAAAUGUUGUA